Messenger RNA from Podarcis lilfordi (Lilford's wall lizard), 28147 nucleotides. The record is from the annotation of a GenBank genome assembly. Lineage: Eukaryota; Metazoa; Chordata; Lepidosauria; Squamata; Lacertidae.
AUGGUUUCUCCAAAAACUCGGUAUCUGCUGUUCUUUCAAUACUUUGGGACCAAGUAUUGGUGAGUACGGUAUGUUUAGAAGCAUUCUCAAAUGCUCCCUGCGUGAAACUCUGGAGAGCCGCUGCCAGUCAGUGCAGACAAUACUGAGCUAGAUGGACCAAGUGGCUUGGCAUGGCAUACAGAAACUUUCUGUGCUCCUGUUACAGGAAGGGCAGUCGCUCAGUGGUAAAACUUCUGCUUUGCACACAGAAUGGCCCAGAUUCAGUUCCCCAGCCUCUCCAGGUAGGACUGGAAAAGGCUCCAAGUCUGAGGAGAUUUCUCCUCAGCCUCCAAGCCUGGAGAUUUGCUGCUGGUCAGUGUAGACAACAGUGCUAAAAAUUAGUCAAGCAGCAGGUAUGUUUUGCUACUGGUGCGGGUCUAGUUGUGACCACGUGGAGAUCUCUGGAUGCCAGGUGGCGACUGGUUACAUACACUUCAGGUUACAGACUCCGCUAACCCAGAAAUAGUGCUUCAGGUUAAGAACUUUGCUUCAGGAUAAGAACAGAAAUCGUGCUCCAACGGCGCGGCGGCAGCAGGAGGCCCCAUUAACUAUAGUGGUGCUUCAGGUUAAGAACAGUUUCGGGUUAAGAACAGACCUCUGGAACAAAUUAAGUACUUAACUCGAGGUACCACUGUAUAUGGUUCACCCCCUCCUCCGUUAAUCCCUACAACGACCCUGUGAGGGAGGUUAAGAGGCUGUGGCUGGCCCAAGGUCGCCCAGUGAGCUUCAUGACAGAGUGGGUUCAGACUUUCUGCUAAUCUAGCCCAGUACCUGGUGCACCCCACUGUUAACUGUCUAAGAGGAUGAGAAUUUAUACAUGGCUACACAGCAUAUUUUAGGUGACAUAUUACCUAUUUUAGGUACCUUAUAUUACCUAGUUCUCUUCUGUGUGUUUGUGAUGGGAAAAUGGAACCAAAGUUGAUUGAGGCUGUGUCCACACCAUACAUCUAAAGCAUAUAGCGCCCACCCCCCAAGGAAUCCUGGAGUUAAAAUUCCCAGAACCCUGAACAAACUAUUCCCAUGAUUCUUUGGGGGAAGUCUUGUUCUUUAAAUGCAAGGUGCAUGUGCAGCCCAAGUCUCUUUGGGAAUGGGGGAGCUUUCUCAUGAGGCCGGGGAGUUAAAACCAUUGUUCUACGUUGGGAUCCACGCCGACAGCUGAGAUUUUCCGUUUCUACCUUUCAGUUAGAUGACACAUUAGGUAAGACAAUGGGAAAUUGGUGGCGGGGAAGAGGGAGAGCAAAGAGAAGAGGAAUAAUGAGAAUUAAGAUUGCAAAUGACAUCUGUUGCUAAUGUACUGAUAGCUCUUGCUUUUGCACUUGCUGCUAAAAUAUUUUCCUUCGUCUUUAACCUUGUUAGGUUCUUUUGUUAUUAAUACGGCAAUUAUUUCACUCAACAUGCGGGUUCCUUGUGCAAGUUCUUUUUAUUUUUUUAAAGGGGAUUAUUAUUAUUAUUAUUAUUAUUCUAAUUUGCUCUCCAGAUUGGUUGUGGGAACCUCCGGUUCACACAUUUCUGUGCCUUGGUUUGGCAUAGUGGCAAAGAGAUUGAACUGUGAAUCAGGAAGGGUGAUAGAGAAAUUCUCAAGGGCCCUCCAGAUGUUGCUGAACAGCAACUCCCAUUGAUCCCAGAAAGCAUGGCUGAUGACCGGGGAUGAUGGGAUUUGUAGUUUAGUGCAUCUACUGGGAUAAAGCUUUCCCUUAGCUGCCCUAUUUGAUUUGAUUCAGCACAAUAAAAGUUAGGGCGAUGGUCAAUGCCUGUGGAUCACAGUCGCCCUCCACUUUCUUCUGCUUGAGGUAAUUAUGUUUUUUCCUUUGCUGCAGUGGCGUGAAGGAGGUUCGUCCUGACCAGGCGGUGCUUGGAGUGCAGAAUCACUUGGAGGUACAUACCACAGCUAAGGUUUUCAAACUGGGUUGGGAUGGGCUAUAGGGAGAGGCGUGAUAUCUUUGCUCUCCUGGUUGUGGGGCUUCCAGGAGCCAAAGGGCUGGAAGAGAUGCCUGGAAUUUUAUUGAAAUUCUAAGACCAAUGAAAGCUAUUCUCUGAAGGGCAGUGGGUUGUUUAGUGGACCAGUGACAAGACGUGCUUUGACUCCGAUGUAAGUGUUCUAGGCAGCCAAUCAGAAUGUUUUCAGAUGCUGCUUCCACCUCCUUAGUGAUGUUGAACUGGGAUUGCACAAGAGCAAGCCAGGUCUGACCAGUUAUGUUACUGCAAAAGAAGAAGGGAUUGAACUGAAGACAAUCUGUGUUUGGAAAUUAUAUUUGCCUAUUUAAGAUUUCCCGUAAGGCUGCCAAAUUGCAGACACUGUAGGUGUCUGUGUAGAUCGACAUCUGAAUGUAGAGAUUUGUCAUAAUCAUGAGUUCUCUCUCUCUCUCUCUGACCAAGUUUUUUUAUUGAGGUGGUUAAACUGUGUCUGUCUCGGCUGUCUUAGAAUGGAGCUGACAGUACAACAGUUUGUUGCAUGUAGAAAGCAGAAAUAUUGGGGUGAAGGCUAGACUGGGACCCCUUCUGCCAACACCCAGUUUUUGUAGGCGCAGAUGAUUUUUUUGUUGCACUCGUGAACAAUCCUCCAUGCAGCAAAAAUUCCCUUCACUUACAAAACCAGUGUCAGGAUUCCGGUCUGGCCUUCCACCUGAUAGGCUGCCUUUCUAUGGGUGGAGGAGUCUGUCAGCCACCUUAGUAGAUUGAGACUUUAGAGUGAGUAUCAUUAACCGUCUCUUCUUCCCCAUCUUGGAACAGGAGAUAGCGUGUGUUUGUGCGCAUACACAAUUCACUUUUCCAAGGGAUCUGGGUAAAAGUCACAUCUGAUAGAAGCAGGCUGAGCCUUGACAAAACCCAUAGAGCUGAAGGAGGAAGUGGGGAAGAGCGCCACUCUUCCAACUUCCUCCUUCAACUCUAAGCACUUUUCAAGGGAGAAGAAGGUAACUAACCUCAGCACCUUGUGACCAAGGGUGGGUGGGGUUGCUCAGAAGCUUUGUGGGCACCAGGGAAAGACCUCAUGGGCACCAUUGCACCCACAGGCACCACAUUGGCGACCCCUGCCCCCAAAGCCUCCAAGAUAAGUCUUCGUUGUGCUCCAUAGCAUCAGGGGCGAGGACAAUUCAAACAUAGGGUUUUGUUAAGUGUCGAAUCGGGCCAGCAGGGUGAAGCCGUCCUAUGGAAAGGACAAGAUUUUCUGGGGAGUUGAGUACCCCUGGAGAUUUCAGUUUGGACUUGGUCUUCAGUUAAGACUUGCUUUUGAGCCCAUCUGUGGCAGGUCUCCCGAAUGGAACAUGCUGGGAAUCUUCAUGCCUGUUGGAAUGCUGGAUCCUUCUUCUUCCAAGCAGGGUUGACUAACUCCCGCUGUAGUCACCCACUCUUCUGGAGCCAGACGUUGGGGAUGUAAGGGAGAAGGCGGGCAGUACAAGCUCAGAGGUGCACAGCUCCCUCCAUCUGUUUCAGCUUCAGUUUUGGCCUGGGCUGUUGCAGGGCGUUUUCACGUGAGAGGCAAAAGAGUCCCCUGCCAAAGUACCUGAAAACGGGCUCAGAUUCCUCUCUCUGUAUCAAGGUGAAUUAGUGGAUUUCUCAUAAAUAAAGGUUUUCAUUAAUUACAACAUCAAAACUGCAGGCAGACAGGAAAUGGCAUAAUCAAAGUUCCAAAGCAGUACAGAGGUUGUGUUUUCCAGAACAAAUAAAAUGGAAAAAUAAAAAGAAGCAAAACAGAUAAAAGCCAAGUCUUCCAUCAAGACAAAUUAGUGUGUGUGUAUCUUUCUCUCACUCUCUCUCUGUGUACAUAUUUGGCCACACUGAGAAGAGGAUGCUGGACUAGACACUAGGUCUCUUCUGAUGUUCUUACUGAACAAAGUCUAGGUGCCAUCCCACCCAUGAAAUUAUUACUAUUAUUACUUUUAUUUCUAUACUGUUUUAUAUUUUAAAGAGAAAAAUCUGAAACACAUUAAAACAAUCCAGAACAGAAUGAAUUCCAGCUUCAAUUAACAUAUUUCAGAUUGUUUUCGAAGUGACAUUUCCCUUUCCCAAUAUUUAUUUACGUACUUAAUUUAUAUAGCUGCCCCAUACUAGAAGCACUGCAGCAAGCCAGUGUGGUGUAGAAAAGGACAUGGGAGACCAGGAUUCAAAUCCCUCCCUAUUCAGUCAUGAAGCUCACUGGGUGACCUUGGGCCAGUCACAGCCUCUUAACCUACCUCACAGGGUUGUUAUAGUAGGGAUUUACUGAGGAGUGGAGAAAAAGGUGGGAUAUAAAUGCAGUACAUAAGCUGUUCUGCUUUCCAGCUUAAGAAUGCUGGAGGGGCUAGCCAGAUGGAGAUGUUAGUUGCAAUUGGACCUGUGUCAGUAGCAAAACACGCCUGGCUAAUUUCUAACAGUGUUUCCAGCAUCUCCAUGCCCAUUGGGACUGGUAGGGCAGAAGGCAGGGAGCCGAACAGUAGGUGGCGCCAGAGCCAAUGACAGGCAGAGCCAACUUCUUCUAGGUUUGUCCCCAUCCACCUCCUCCCUACUGAGUUCUCCUAGGGCAAAAGCUGAGACGGAGGUGGAAUCCAACAGGAACCGUUGUGAGUAAGAAGGCAGGCAGACAGCGGCUGGCUGAGGUUGGUGGGGCAGUGCCCCAUCUGUCUCAGCAGACCAGCCUCCCCUCAUGGUAUGUCAUUACAGGAAAGGAUGACUGUUGGUAGUUUUUUGAGGGGAGGAAUGUUCAUUCCCGGCUUGCUACUGGAGAUGUGAAGUUUCGAGGCUACUCCAGAGGCAAAAUUCUCUGUGUGUGUGUGACUUCACCCAGGGAAGGGAAACGGUGUGUCUGUCCUGGGGAAAUAUGAUUUGUUUUCAUCCCUCUGUUUUUGCAUGUUCUGCGAUGUUCAGGACCUUCUCCCUCCCUCUCCCAAACCAGCCCUUCUGUUCUUCUCUCUGCUUCUCCUCCUUUGCAACGAAGGCUGCCCAGGGCGAAAUCUUUUUCUAUGCAAAUUGUCUUUUUCUUGGCCCUCGAACGUGCGCUCCGGGUCCAAGAAUUUCUUCCCAUGCAUAAGGAAACAGCAAAGGGAGUGUUACGGGACAGGCGCCCGGGACAGCUUGAGUCUUUGUUUCUCCAAAGGGAGAGAGGGAGGGAACGAGGGGGGAAAACAAACCACGAGAGGUGGACGCGAGAGGGAAGCAUCUGGAAAUCCUACAUGACUUGGAAAGGGUUCUUGGCGACUCGUAAGAGAUAUAUAAUUCCUCUCUUUCCCAAAUCGCUCCCCUUGCAUGGCUGAUCUAGACAGUGGUAUUCUCUUUUGGGCCUCUGCCGGCAGCUGACUCAAAAGGGUGGGAUGGAGGACUUUCUGAUAAACAUUUGCAGAUCACCGUUCGCCCCCUGAUCGCCUAGAACAAGUAAGACCCCAAUGAAACGAAGGGGCCUACGUUAGUUGUGUCUGUUAACUUCAGUGGGUUGACUCUGAGUAGGGCUAACAUUGGAUGCAGCACCGUUAUCAUGUAGUAAUGCUUAUUUGUUACACCCCAUCUUUCCUCUGGUGAGCUGUCGGUGGCAAACCUGGAUCUCAUGCCUCUGCUGUGUUGUAGUGGUUAAGAGCGAUAGACUCGUAAUCUGGGGAACCUCGUUCGCUUCCCCGCUCCUCCACAUGCAGCUGCUGGGUGACCUUGGGCUAGUCACACUUCUCUGAAGUCUCACAGCCCCACUCACCUCACAGAGUGUUUGUGGUGGGGGAGGAAGGGAAAGGAGAAUGUUAGCUGCUUUGAGACUCCUUAGGGUAGUGAUAAAGCGGGAUAUCAAAUCCAAACUCUUCUUCUUCUUCUUCAACCCUGUUAGGUAGGUUAAAAAUACUUUUACUGGUGCCCCUAAGGCCACACAAUGAACUUUAUGGCUGAGUGGGGAUUUGAACCCUGGUCUCCCAGGUUCUCAUCCACCAUUCCAGCCCAGCUGUGGGGAAACUUUAACCCCCCAGAUGCUGCUGAACUACAUUCCCCAUCAGCCCCAGUGAGUAUGGCCCAAUGGCCCGGGAUAAUAAUAAUAAUAAUAAUAAUAAUGAAUUUUUAUUGAUAUCCCGCCCUCCCCAGCCAAAGCCGGGCUCAGAGUGGCUAACAGCAAUCAAAGUAACACAGCAUUCUAAAAUCGAUAUUCUAAAAUCAAUUCAAAAUCAAUUGGCAACCACUGGGCCAGAGUUCUAUGAGGAUCACCAAAGGAGGGGGUCAGACUGUGCCUUGGCCAAAGGCCUGGUGGAGCAGCUCUGUCUUGCAGUCCCUGCAGAAAGAUGUCAAGUCCCGCAGGGCCCUAGUCUCUUGUGACAGAGCGUUCCACCAGAUCGGGGCCACAGCCGAAAAAGCCCUGGCUCUGGUUGAUGGAAUGAUGGAUGAUGGGAGUUGUAGUUCAGCGUCAUCCGGAGGAACAAAGGGUCCCCAAAUCAUAAUCAUCAUUAUCAUUUUUUUUGUUUAUACCCGACCCUUCUGUCUGGGUUGCCCCAGCUCCUCUUCCAACACAUAUAAAAACAUUAUAAAACAGCAGAAAUUAACAGUAACAAUCUGAUCCAAUAUAAAAAGUAACAAUCACUUUAAAAGAAACAACCUAUGUCAAAUAAAGCAAUAUUCAAUCAUCCAUUAGAAUCUAAUAGUGAAUGCACCACAUCUGGCUGUUUCAGCUAGCCUAGUUAACAGCCUUUGAUAGAACGAGUUCAGAGUGAUGGAAAUAUCUCUAGGAGGGGUUUACAGAACAGCCCCUUCCCUCCGGCCACAUUUACACCAUACAUUUAAAGCACUCCGGUAUCACUUCAAACAUUUAUGGCUUCCCCCGAGAAUUCUGGGAGCUGCAGUCUGUUAAGGAUGCUGAGUGGUGUGGAGAGAACCCCCCCUAUCCCGGCCCACUCCAAGAACUACAGUUCCCUGAUGGUUUAACGGUCAAUCCCAUUCUGGGAAUUGUUGCUCUGCAAGGGAAAUAGGGGCCUCCUCAUGACUCUCAAGGGACGCGGGUGGCGCUGUGGGUUAAACCACAGAACCUAGGACUUGCCGAUCAGAAGGUUGGUGGUUCGAAUCCCCAUGACGGGGUGAGAUCCCGUUGCUCGGUCCCUGCUCCUGCCCACCUAGCAGUUCAAAAGCAUGUCAAAGUGCAAGUAGAUAAAUAGGUACCGGUCCAGCGGGAAGGUAAACAGCGUUUCCGUGUGCUGCUCUGGUUCGCCAGAAGCGGCUUAGUCAUGCUGGCCACAUGACCCGGAAACUGUAUGCCGGCUCCCUCGGCCAAUAAAGCGAGAUGAGUGCCGCAACCCCAGAGUCGGCCACAACUGGACCUAAUGGUCAGGGGUCCCUUUACCUUUACCUUUACAUGACUCUCAGCACCCUUAACAGACUACAGUUCUCAGGAUUCUUUGGGGAAAACCAUGAUUGUUUAAAGUGGUAGCAUAGUGCUUUAAGUUAGUGGUGUGAAUGUGGACUAAGCUCACAAUCUUCAAGCAGCAAUUUACACGUCACAUGGGGGCAGGAGGAAUGGGCUCUGGUGCUCAGCACCCCACUGCCAACAGUCAGGGGUGAUGGGAGCUGGAGAACACCAACAUCGAUGUGGGCCACAGUUUCCCCAUUCAUGGAUCAAAGGUUCCUGGCUUCGCCAGCCAGAAAAGGAGGUUCCCUGCUAUGUCUCUGCACGAGUAGCUGCUAUGGCUUUUCUUAAGAUUGAUUACAACACAGGGGGUAACUUUUGGCCCUCCAGGUGUUGCUGGACCCCAGUUCCCAUCAGCCCAAGCCUGCAUGGCCCAGUGGUCAGGGAUGAUGGGAAUUGGAGUCUAGGAACAUCUGGGGCGGGCACCAGCUUCUCCAGUCUUAUAUGACCUUGGUUGAAAGCCUCCCAGAGUGACUGGGGCAACCCAGUCAGAUGAGUGGGGUACAAAUAAUAAAAUUACUAUUAUUAUUAUUUCAAGAAGCAUUUGGCUGGCUGCUUUUGGAAAGAGGUUUCCAGACCAGAUGUUCGAUGCCGUUCUCCUUUCAGCACAGAUGUGCUGUCGAGGCGGACCAAAGUGCCCAGAUCCCACCACCUGCCCUCCUUGUUGGCACGGCACACCAUUAAUUGGGAUUAUUGGGCGCCGUUUCCCCAGCAACCGGCACGCAAGCAAAUUAUGGCUAUGCACAUGAUGGGUCUCUUCUCAAUCUGGCAUGAGUGAAGCUGGCGGAUUAUCGUUGCGGUGGAUGAUAAAUGAAAGUGGCAGAUGUGCAGGGCAGCUCAGAGGGCACCAGGAGAGGACACAGAGAGGUCAUUUGUGAACAGGGUCAGGAGUUCGGCAGGUUGCGCCUGCCAGCCUGUGUCGUGCGGUGCUUUUCGGCCAAACUGCUGAUGGGAAGGAUUCCACUGGUUGGCUGAGUUAGGGUGGAGCUCUGCUUUUGCCUCUGAUUCUGUGUUAAAAAUUGCAGAAUUAAGCAUCCUAAAACCCAGGUCUUCAUCCUAAUGGGGAACCUCAGGACUGGGGGGCUGAGUGUGGCCCUCCAGGCUUCUCCAGGCCACCCCCCCUUCCCAAGCCACAUACCUUGCCAGCUCUGCUUGUCACUCUCCUUGAAUGUUUCUGCCUAGCUGGAAACACUGAUCCUGCCUCUUGCUUGCCUGGGUGGAAGACGGAGAGGGGUGAGCUUAUGGGUAGAAUCUAACCUAUAGUAAAAAGGUAAAGGGACCCCUGACCAUUAGGUCCAGUCGUGGCUGACUCUGGGGUUGCAGCGCUCAUCUCGGUUUAUUGGCCGAGGGAGCCGGCGUACAGCUUCCGGGUCAUGUGGCCAGCAUGACUAAGCCGCUUCUGGCGAACCAGAGCAGCACACGGAAACGCCGUUUACCUUCCCGCCGGAGCGGUACCUAUUUAUCUACUUGCACUUUGACGUGCUUUCGAACUGCUAGGUUGGCAGGAGCAGGGACCGAGCCACGGGAGCUCACCCCGUUGCAGGGAUUCGAACCGCCGACCUUCUGAUCGAAAAGUCCUAGGCUCUGCGGUUUAACCCACAGCGCCACCUGCGUCCCAACCUAGAGUACAAAGGGUAAAAUUCAGAUUCAUCGCUCCGCCCACUGUUGCCUCUAGCCCCGCCCACCACUGGCGUACGGCCCCCAGAAGGGAUUGCGGCCCUCGGGCUGGAACGGGUUUUCCACCCGUGCUUCAAUGUGCGGUAACCAGGUCUGGUUUGGAACAAAACUCGGUCCUCCAGGCUGAAGAGGAGGCGAAAUAGUGGGGCAGUGGGAAGUAAGGUUUUGGAAGUACAUUAUGGGAUGGUUUGGUAUCCCUGGAUUUAUGGCUCUAUCCAGGAUGGUGCUUGUUGCCGCCAUAGUGUCCCUGAAGGCCUUGUCCAUUCAUCCCUUGGGCACGAGGUGGGGUGUUUGCUUACCUUUUACCUCCCUUGAAAAGCACCGUAUUUUCCGCUCUAUUGGACGCAGUUUUUCCCCUCCAAAAAUUGAGGGGAAAUGUGUGUGCGUCCUAUGGAGCGAAUGCAGGCUUGUGCCAUAGCCGUGUGCAACCCCUCCGGCAGGGAGAGGCUGCACGGGGCUAUGGCUUCUUUAGCUCCACGCAGCCUCUUCCUGCAGGGAGAGAUUGCACGGGGCUCAAGAGGAAGCCAAAGCAGCAAGCGGGAUCCAUCCCGCUGGCUGCCUUGGCUUGUUCCAGACCCAUGUGGGAGAACUGGGUGCAGGUUUCUCAACAGAUGCUUCUAACAUAGGAACACCUAAGUACAGUGGUACCUCAGGUUACAGACGCUUAAGGUUACAGACUCCACUAACCCAGAAAUAGUACAGUAGUACCUCGGGUUAAGAACUUAAUUCAUUCCGGAGGUCCGUUCUUAACCUGAAACUGUUCUUAACCUGAAGCACCACUUUACCUAAUGGAGCCUCCUGCUGCCGCUGUGCCACCGAAGCACAAUUUCUGUUCUCAUCCUGAAGCAAAGUUCUUAACCUGAGGUACUAUUUCUGGGUUAGCAGAAUCUGUAACCUGAAGCGUAUGUAACCCGAGGUACCACUGUAGGGCUAGGAAGGUCUCCUGCCUGAGACUCUGGAGAGCUGCUGCCAGUCAGUGUAGGCAACACUUAGUGGGGGGAUCAUUGGUUUGACUUGGGUGUUAAGGGCAGCUUCCCACAUCAAGCGCUUAGGCCCAGAACGGGAGGCUGCAAUGUUGUUCUCCGACAGAAUAAGAGUAUGAGCAGCUGAUCAUUUUGAGGAUGCUGCAAGGAAAAGGCGAAGGGCCAGAUCCAGAUUGGAAAGGUCACAGGUCGAUUCCGUCCCGCCAGGACCGGCAAGGGCAGGCUGCUGUUGUUCAGCGCAAUGCACCCAUCCAUCACGGUUUACGGCCUCUGCCAUCCCUGACGGGAAACGUCUUGUAAAAGGGAAUGAGAGUGCCCAUCAAUUAUUAAAGCCGCCAAGGCUGCCGUGAGGCCAGGCAAGUGGUCCACAGAGGAGUGAUGUCAUCCAAUGCCAUUAGCCCCCCCCCUUCACCCCCCCCCCAUCACCAAUUAUCAAAACCUUCAGCUUGUCCAGAACAGGGUCAGGAUGCACUCCUAAUCCCAUGUAUUCACAUUUGUAUCCCGCCAUUUUUCUCUCCAAAGAGCUCAAGGUGGUGCCCAUGGUUCUCCCCCCUCCUCAUUCAAUCCCCACAACAACCCUGUGAGGUAGGUCAGGUCGAGAGGCAGUGACCGGCACCAAGGUCACACCCCCAGCAAGCUUCAUGGCCGAGUCGGGAUUUGAACCCUGGUCUCCCAAGGUCCUAGUCCGGCAUUCCAGCCUCUUGUAUGACAUCAGGUGCAGGGCAGGUGGGCAUGGCUUGGGCAAAACCCUCUGGUGAGUCAAAUACGGGGAGCAGAGUUUCAUUUGGCCUAUGGGAAAGAGGCUCCCUAACACCAGUUUAAAGUGACAACAACAUCGGACAGGACCAUAUCGGUUUCCUUUCACUUUGCGUUUCAAACAAGUCGUCAGAAAUUCCUCUCCUCUCCCCGAAGCAUCCUGCGGUGGGUGGGGUAGAGAAGGACUUCUGCAAAGGUUCUGCAACAUGUAAAUCAAACAGAGUUAACCGAUUAAAAGCCAGGCAGAGAACUGGCUUUAAUCGACAUUUAAAGUAAGACCUUUAAUCUGCUGGCAAUCCCGACAGGAGAAGUAAAUAAAGCCGAGAUGAGCCCAUCAGCAAAUUAAACAGGUUUGUUCUUUUUUUGCAUGCUGCAAAAUAGUUCCGAGGAUGGAAUUGCUUUGAUAGCAAAAAAUUUUUUGGUAAAAAAUAUAUAUUAAAAAAUGAUCAAAGGGCUGGAGUGCCUUACCUAUGAAGCAAAACUAACGCCUGGGGCUUUGCAGUUCAGGAAGAAAGUAAAAAAGAUAUGGGGGAGGGGAAGUGAGACACGACAGAGGUUUAUAAAGGGAUGGGUAGGUCUGCCAGCGUCACAGAUGUAAAAAAACAGGUUUUUAAAAUCUCUCUCAUAAUUCUACAGGGCUGGGAAAUCUCAGGCCCUCCAGGUCUUGCUAUGUGGCCCUCAGAAACCUCACCAAGCCAUACCUCCUCCCCAAAGGAAGGUACCACGAGGGUCAUCUAGUCCAACCCCCUGCAAUGCAGGAAUCUUUUGCCCAACGUGGGGCUUGAAGCCACAACCCUGAGAUUAAGAGUCUCCUGAUUGACUGACAGCAGCUAUGAUUCUAUGUCUUUUGCUUGCCAGGAUGGAGGGUGGAGAAAGAUGUGUGAGCAUGUGUAGAAAGCAGCCUGCUGUACACAGGUAAAAUGGGCACCUGUUGCUCUGCCCAAGUUUGGCUCCACCCACCACUGGCAUUUGGUCCUCAGAAGGUUCCCUAGUGUUGUAGAUGAUAGAACAACGGUCUGCCUUGGUGCAAGGCAAUUUCCUUGAUGCCCCUUGAUUUCUCCCAGGAAAGCAAUUCUUACAUAUAUAUUUUUUUCAAACGCAGAAAAUAAAAACUUGAGAACCAAAACAAAUAAGACAAAAAAAGCACACAAUCCAAGCCAUUUGGAGAACUCCAGCGUGGGUGGUAAACAGGCGGAAAUAAUAAUAUACGAGGGAAGAGGGCUUGUGGGGGCGUCACUUACGUAAGAAUCCUUUUUUGGGGUGGGGUGGGUGGAAUGCUAUAUUUAUGCCCUCAAUCUCCACCAUCCGUGCAGAAUUGGCAACAAGAAAAAGAUUGGGGGUGGGGGUGGAGAGUGGGUAGAAAGUAGCAAAUCCAAUGGGUAAUGCUCCGGCUCUGGAAAUUAUCCCUUGCUGGGAAAGACGACGAGAUUUCCAGCUAAAUGGGUAAUUAACUGUCCUUACAAGAAGCUGGUCGGGGAGUUACCUCUAGAUUCUCUGCCCAGCCUGCACAAAGAUGCCUCUCUCUCUCUCUCUCUCUCUCUCUCUCUCUCUCUCUCACACACACACACACACACACACACACACUUUUGAGUUGCACAUCAACAUCAACAUAUUAGCUCCUUUAUCUAAAGCAGCUUCGCUGCACCAGGAACUGGGCACCUAAUAAGUGGCCAUUUUAGGUCCAUGGGCUCAUCUGGAUUUUGAAAUGAGAGCUGUGAAUGCCUCUCCUUCGGGUCACUUCACACAAACACACACACACACACACACACACACACACGGGUGUGUGAGCGUGCAUUUAAUGACAAUGAUAAUGCAUACCUUCCAACAUCUAUCCGAUGUACCCCACUCGUCUGACUGUGUUGCCCCAGGCACUCUGGGCAGCUUCCAACAUAUAUUAAAACAUCAAGCAUUUAAAAAGAAAAAAAAACUUCCUUGUACAGGGCUCCCUUCAGAUGGCUGGGGGGGGGGGGGUUCGUCAGAUAACUCCAUACCCUCCGGCAGCACAGUGGCAGGGCAUCUGCCUUGCAUGGAUAAGGUCUCAGGUUCGAUCCCUGGCAUCUCCAAGUACAGUGGUACCUCGGGUUAAGUACUUAAUUCGUUCCGGGGGUCUGUUCUUAACAUGAAACUGUUCUUAACCCUCCACUGUCUUAUAGGGAGGCAAACCGUUGGUCCACUUUUUCAGCCGGAGGAUUGCAUUCCCUUCUGGGCAAAGAGGCCUACAUUGUUUCCCCCCUCAUCCUUCAAUCCCCCCAAGAACCCUGUGAGUGUCAGGGACCGUGCAGAGGAGGGCGGCUCCGAGAAGGAAUGGUGGGAGCCUCCCCCUCCCCCUAUUCCUAAUCAGGAUCCUGAAUCUUCCUAGGAGCAGGAGGACAGUAUAGAUUUGGAGCAACGGUUUGCAGAAGGACAUAGUUGAGAAGACAGAAGUUGGGAAGAACUGUGGGGGUGAACAGUUAGGAGGGGAAGAACUGGGAGCGAGAGAGUUAACAGACUCACUGUUGCUGGAAAGCGUCCAUCCGAUCAACCCAAGGACGAGGAGGACAGAUAAAGUAGCAACACAGACAGGACAGUGGUUGCGAGGUCAGGUUACAAGACGCGGUAGUGAUGUGGGUGGCGAGGGAGGAAGUGGGUGGGACCCUUAAUUGGGAGCACCUUCAUUCCGAGGAACAGGUGCUGCGAUCAUUAAAAUCUCUAACUGGUGAGGGACUCCUUUCACUUUGUUCUGCUUAUCUAUUGCCGGGCGGGGGGGGGGGAGAGGGAGGAAGCUGAGGCCCUGGAGCCUGACAGCGAGGUGGGUUAGGCUAAGAGGCAGUGAAUGACUCCAGGGUCACACCCAGUGAAUUUCUGAUAGCUGAAUGGGGACGAGAACCCCAGACGAUGAGAAAAGCCUACUGCAUAAGGCCAAUGGCCCUAAUCCUGUUCUCACAGUGGCCAACCAGCUGCUGCUGGGAAGCCUUCAAGCAGAACACAAGCACCACAGCCCUCACCCCUCCUGUGGUUUACAGCAACUGAUAUUCAGAAGUAUUGCUACCGAUAGCCCUCUCCUCCACAAAUUUGUCCCAUCCUCUUUUAAAGCCGUCCAAGUUGGUGGGCAUCCUGGGGGAGAGACUUCCACAGCCGGACUAUGCGCUGUGUCAAGAAACGCUUUCUUUUGUCUGUCCCGAAUCUUCCAGCUUCACUUGGACGUCCGUGAGUCCUAGUGUGACGAGGUCAAUAAAAGCUGCGUAUAGAAUCCCGCGUGUUUUGUUGACAUAUUUGUCAAUGAGGUGUGCUAAUACGAAGCAAUGGUCUCUUGUUGUUCUGCCCUGUCUGAAGCCGGCUUGCUCCUCUGCCAGAACUUCCUCAGUUUCCAUCCAGUCAAUUAGUUUGAUGUGGAGGUGUUUGGCAUACAAUUUGCUGGGGAUAGUAAGGAGGCUAAUGGGUCUAUAGCUCGCUGGAUCUGCCAUAGGACCCUUUUUGUAGAUUGGGAUGAUUACUGACGAGGGAGGAAAAACUUCUCUCUGUGCACUUCCUCCAAGCUGGGCAUGAUUUUACCAACUUCUGUUGUGUCACCUCUCACUUGCCUUUUCUCUAAAGUAAACUAGGGAUUCAAACCCUGAUCCCCCAGGUCCUCGUCCCACACGCUUAACCACCACACUGGCUGUCAUCUCAUCCCAUAACCAGAAGGCACCACAUUGGUCCUGUACAGUGGUACCUUGGGUUAAGAACUUAAUCUGUUCUGGAGGUCCGUUCUUAACCUGAAACUGCUCUUAACCUGAGGUACCACUUUAGCUAACGAGACCUCCCUUUGCCGCCGCACCGCAAUUUCUGUUCUCAUCCUGAAGCAAAGUUCUUAACCCGAGGUAUAGUGGUACCUCGGGUUACAGACGCUUCUGGUUACAGACGCUUCAGGUUACAGACUCCGCUAACCCAGAAAUAGUACCUCGGGUUGAGAACUUUGCUUCAGGAUGAGAGCAGAAAUCGUGCUCCAGCGGCGUGACGGCAGCAGGAGGCCCCAUUAGCUAAAGUGGUACCUCAGGUUAAGAACGGUUUCAGGUUAAGAACGGACCUCCAGAACGAAUUAAGUUCUUAACCCGAGGUACUACUGUACUAUUUCUGGGUUAGUGGAGUCUGUAACCUGAAGCGUCUGUAACCUGAGGUACCACUGUACUUAGGUGUUCCUAUGUUAGAAGUGUCUGUUGAGAAACCUGCACCCAGUUCUCCCACAUGGGUCUCUGUCUAAAUGGCAAAGGGCGUUCCACCCUGGUCUGUACACCCCCUUUUUCUGCCACAGCACCCCCGCACAGUUCUUUCUCCUGUCUCUCAGAUGGCAGCAGAGAAGCUCCGGCAUUCCACGCCGAGCAAGUUCACCAUCUCAAGCCGCACGGACUCUGGCGUGCACGCCCUCUGCAACGCCGCCCACCUCGACAUCGAGAGGUCGGACGGGAAGCCGCCUUUCGCAGGAAACAUCCUCACCGAUUCUCUCAACCACCACCUGAAGCCUGAGCCCAUCCGGUGAGUUCCCUGCAGUUGCAAAGCACUCGCCAUGUUGUCACCAGCAAGCAGUGGCGGGUGCAGAAAUCCUAUUUGACUUGGGUUUGUUUGUUUAUUAUUUUUAUCUAUUCCAUUUAUACACCACCUUUCUCAAGGUGACUUGUGUGGUUCCCUUCCUCCCCAUUUCACCUUCACAACAACCCUGUGAGGUAGGUUAGGCUAAGAGGCGGUGACUGGCUCAAAGUCACCCAGUGAGCUGAGUGCGGAUUUGAACCCUGCUCUCUCAUGUCCCAGUCGAACACUCUAACUGCUGCACAAAGCCGGUUUAAAGUCAAGCUUACCUAAUUCUCAUUUUCUUUCUUUGUUAAAAAAAUUGCUUUUAUUAAGAUUUUCUUGGGUUACAAAAGUACAUGCGUCAUCUGUGCUUUCAGUUCGUGGGAUCCUUUCUACGAAUCAGUUAGAUUCGAUGUGAGGCACUAAUCAAAUUCACACUUUCUGAAACAGUUUGUGAACAAAACACACCAAUGCUUUAACCACUGAGCUACAGCCCUUCCCUUAAGACAUCGGAAGCUGACUUACACUGAGAGCCAAGUCCAUUGUCUACACCAGGGGGUGGCAAGGCUUACCAUGGGUAGGAUCACUCCCGCAGAGAGUUUGCGGGAGAGUUCCCGCAGAGAGUUCCCGGGCUGGACCGGUGCAUCGCGACACCGGAAAUCACGUCUGUGCAUGUCUGCGGCACUGGAAAUCGCUUCUGCGCAUGCCCAGAUGCCGGAAAUCACAUCUGUGCGGAAGCGAUUUUCGGCAUCUGGGAUGCGCAGACGCGAUUUCUGGAGAAAAAAUGGCUCAGCCCAAAUGAUAUGAAUCAGAACCAUGCGGCGAUUUCUGGACUGGGCCGGAUCCCGAACUCAUUCAGGCUGGAAUUGGCCCGCGGGCCUUAGGUUGCCGACCUGUGGUCUACACAGACUGGCAGCUGCUCUCCAGGAUUUUGGAUGGGAUAAUUCCCAUUCCUACUUCCUGGGGACACUGGGGAUUGAACCUGGGACCUUCUGCAUGCAAAGCAGAUGCUCUAGCCACUCAGCUACAGCCCUUCCCUUUGAAGGCAUGAAGGAGCGGCUCUAGUUAAGUCGGCCCCUUUGCCCUCCUGAGGUUGCCAGCUCCCCAGCGCUGGAGAUUCUUCAAUAAUCACACGUCGUGUUGCCUGGCUCCUGCUGGCUGUCUUUGGGACCAUUGCGGGGGCGGGGGGGGGAGGUCCUUAUACACCCAAUGUGGUGUAGUGGUUAAGAGCAGUGGACUCGUAAUCUGGUGAACCGGGUUCACUUCCCCGCUCCUCCACAUGCAGCUGCUGGGUGACCUUGGGAUAGUCACACCUCUUUGAAGUCUCUCAGCCCCACUCACCUCACAGAGUGUUUGUUGUGGGGAAGGAAGGGAAAGGAGAAUGUUAGCCGCUUUGAGACUGCUUCGGGUAGUGAUAAAGCGGGAUACCAAAUCCAAACUCUACUUUUUCUUCUUCUAUUCUGACAGCCCUGAGCAAACAGGCAUGAGAGGAUCUUCUUGACAUUUAUUUUCUGUUAUGCUAUUCUAGCGGUUGUCAUGGAUCCCAUGCAAUGUGGGCGCAAUCCCGAGUUUCUGCUCCCCAAGGGCUGCGCGUUCCUUGCGGUACGGCUCUUCUCCCUCGUUUGUUGAGAUGUUGCAUAAGUAGAUUCACCACCCCCUUACACAGAGGCACCGCUAAGUCAGGGAAAUGACUCCACUGUUCCAAAGACUUUUGGAGGUGGGGGAGAGGGAUCCUUGCCAGGGUUGUGUGUGUAUCUGAGCCCCUGCGAUUGAUUGAUUGAUUGAUGGAUGGAUGGAUGGAUGGAUGGAUGGAUGGAUUUGAAAGCACACGUUCAUAAAAACUCAGCAAGACCUUGUGCAUCAUGCAGAAUGACUUUGAAAUACAGUGGUACCUCGGGUUACAGACGCUUCAGGUUACAGACUCCGCUAACCCAGAAAUAGUAUCUUGGGUUAAGAACUUUGCUUCAGGAUGAGAACAGAAAUCGUGCAGCGGCGCCGCCGCAGCAGCUGGAGGCCCCAUUAGCUAAAUUGGUGCUUCAGGUUAAGAACAGUUUCAGGUUAAGAACAGACCUCCAGAACGAAUUAAGUUCUUAACCCAAGGUACCACUGUAAAUAAAAGCAUCAGUAAAGACUGGUUGGCAGGAAGAAAUGAAAGGGGAUUUGAGAGCCUAUGUGGUACAAUGGUUAGAGCGCUAGACUAGGACCUGGGAGGCCAGGGUUCGAAUCCUCACUCGGCUUUGAAAGUCAUUGGGAGUGACUGCCUCUUGGCCUAACUGACCUGGCAGCAAGGUUGUUGUGCAGAUAAAAUGGGGAGCACAACUCUGUACACUACCUUGAACUCGCUGGAGAAAAAGGCAGAAUAAAAAUGCAAUAAGUAAAUAAUUGCAAAGGCCUGACAGGGUAUCACAGUUUUCAGGAGGUGUCCAAUACGGCCUUUCCCAACCUGUGGGUUGCGAAGUUGUAAAAUACUGUCUCUUACAAAGCCGAAAUAAAUCAGUUGCAGGCUUUAUCAGUAACUCCUGAAAUAAUUGCUUGUAAUUAUUAGCUGGUAGGAUUCAUAUACAGUGGUAAAAGGUAAAGGUAAAGGGACCCCUGACCAUUAGGUCCAGUUGCGGACGACUCGGGUUGCGGUGCUCAUCUCGCUUGAUUGGCCGAGGGAGCCGGCAUACAGCUUCCGGGUCAUGUGGCCAGCAUGACUAAGCAGCUUCUGGCGAACCAGAGCAGCGCACGGAAACGCCGUUUACCUUCCCGCCGGAGCAGUACCUAUUUAUCUACUUGCACUUUGACGUGCUUUCGAACUGCUAGGUUGGCAGGAGCAGGGACCAAGCAACGGGAGCUCACCCCGUCGCAGGGAUUCGAACCGCCGACCUUCUGAUCGAAAAGUCCUAGGCUCUGUGGUUUAACCCACAGCGCCACCCACGCCCCACUAUACUGUGGUACCUCGGGUUAAGUACUUAAUUCGUUCCGGAGGUCCGUUCUUAACCUGAAACUGUCCUAACCUGAAGCACCACUUUAGCUAAUGGGGCCUCCUGCUGCCGCCACACUGCCGGAGCAUGAUUUCUGUUCUCAUCCUGAAGCAAAGUUCUUAACCUAAGGUACUAUUUCUGGGUUAGCGGAGUGUGUAACCUGAAGCGUCUGUAACCCGAGGUACCACUGUACAGUAUCUUACAACUUCUUGUUUCGUUGGCUUACCAUCAAUGGGGAGCCAGUGUGGCAUUGUGGUUUAGAGUGUAGGGCCAGGACCUUGGAGAAUAGGGUUCAAAUCCUCCCAUUAGCCAUGAAGCUCACAACUGGGUGGCGUUGGGCCAGUCACUGCCUCUCAGCCUAGCCUACCUCACAGGGCUGUUGUGGGGAUUAAAUGAGAAAGGAGAGAACCACUUUUGCCACCUUGAGCUCCUUGAGAGAAAAAAAAGUGGGAUGAAAAUGCAACAGACAGUAAAUCGAUGGGUCACCUUGCCAACUGACUCCGAGCUUGUCGGCCACCAUACCAAAAAGGUUGGGAACCACUGGUCUAAAAGAAGGCAGGAAUUAUUCCUGCCGAACCUCUGGUGGCAGGGAGUUCCAUGGGGCAGGGCCCUGGCACACUAAAGGCUCAGUCCCUAGUAAAGGCUGACCAUGCUGGAUUUUUUAGAUUGUAAGCCCCUCUGGGCAGAGACCUGCCCUCCUGCAAGCGGUAAAAUGUCAUGUGUGCUGAUACGGUACUGCGUAAAAAGUGGAAGCGAGAGUUCGCUGCCUCUGUUGUGAGGGGCAUUAAGCUUUCAUCUGCCUUCCGGUGGCUUGAAUUUUUUAUUUUGUUGUUGUUUUUUAAUAAAGAAACAGAAGGCCGAUUAGAGAGUCCAGUUGGCGCCUGGCCCCUGCUUUGCACAAAGAAUAGCAAGUAGUUCUGAUUGUCGACCCGUCCAUCUUCCCUCUCCCCUCCCGCACCCCCAACUCUCUGGCUCCGGGUUUGCUUUUCCACCCUAAUCCUUGUUUUGUUUGACACAACUUGGCUCAGAUGCAGAUGCAUCACAUUCAGGUUGAUAGGGCUGAUGUCAGUCUUUUUUUGUUUGUUUGUUUCGUUUUUACUCUCCAAUUUUCCUUCAGGGUUGGGGGGGGGCACGGAAUCUAACACCUCUUGUUCAUGAGGUAACACUGCAAAUAUUUAAAAUAGUGGUUCCCGAAUUUUACCAGGCUACUGCUCCCCGCUUGGUUCCAUAAACUCAUCUCCAGCACCCUCUACCCUACCCUAUAAAAAGGAAUUAUUCAGAAUAGCGGUUCGCACAGCCCACUAAGGAAAAUAAUAAUAAUAAUAAUAAUAAAAAUAAUAAUAAUAAUAUAAAAAAAAAUUCAAAACUGUAACCAUUAAUAAUUGCAUGUUUAUUCAACAUCCAGUUGAAACUACAGUUCCCUAAAAAUUUAAAGUAUUUCUGUCUGCUGAGAUUGCUUAGGCUCCUAGAGGUGUGUACCCAUCUGGUUCUUACUCAGAGUAGACCCAUUAAAAUAAAUGGACUUAAGUUAAACAUCUCCAUUCCUGUUAGUGGAUCUAGGCCACACUCACACCAUGCAUUUAUAGCACUGCGGCACUAUUUUGAACAGGCAUGGCUUCCCCCCCAAAGAAUCCUGGGAGUUGUAGUUUGUUAAGGGGUACUGGGAGCUGCCGGGAGAUCCUCUCCCUCCCAGAACUACAGUUCCCAGAGUUCCCUGGGAAGAGGGAUUGUUAAACUGCUCUGGGAUUUAACUGUACCUCUGUGGGAGGAAUAGCACUGCCAAGUGCUCAUUCCUUUGGGUUCCAGAGGUCACGAUACAAUGUUCAGGCACUGUUUUUAGAAGAGGGCAUCUGGAAGAGAGCCAGCAUUAGGCCCCAACACUGCUGUUACCUGCGCCGCAGGUGCAUCCCCAAGGAUGCAAGUGUUGACAGUGAGGAUUAGCAACUUAUUCCACUUGAAUUGGAAAGGAUUGUGGAACCUUUCUUAGACCAAUGGGCACAUUCCCUUCAGGACGGCCCUCCAAGGGCCAUGUGCCACAGGUGGGCGGGGCCAGGGGCAAAAGUGGGCGGAGCAACAGGUGUAGAUGCUGCUCUUGCAGAGCAGGCUGGCUUUUCACAAUCUCUGCCUUCCACCCUGGCAAGCAGGAGGCUAGACUGUGUUCAAGCACAUCCCAAUGAGGCCAAGACAUUCUGGAGGCAAAGCAGGGUCAGUGGGGGGGGGGUGACCUGGGGAGCAUCCCAAGGGCCAGAUGGAAAGUCACGGAGGGCCACAUUGGGCACCCCCAGGCCUCAGGUGCAGGAAAGACUUUCUCAGCCUGGCAGCUAAGACCUCUGAAGUUCCAGGCUCAAUGCCGGAUGGAAGGCCAUGUUUUCUUCCUCCUAUUGUUCUCCUGGCUGCCUCUCUACCCCUCUGUCCCGCACGCAAAUAUUUCUCUUAACACCAGAAGACAGCUCAGCUGCUUUGCAUUUGAGAGGAAAACCAGCCAAGAAGAGCCCAGCGAUGGAGGCCUCUCCUCUCUCUAAAUAUUCCAGCACUGAGAAAACUACUUCUUCUGAUGGAAGAAGAAGGAGACGUGGGUGGGGAGCCAGGCCCUUUCAGAGCCCUUCUUGCUGACAAAGUUUGGAGAGGGAAACGGGAUCCUAGGCGUGACUCUUCUCCCCAAUUUUUACCUCUCUGAGCCGCCCCCUCCCACUUUUCUUUCCUCUGUGUUCUCCUACUGCAAAGCUGGCUGCCACAGUGAGGGCUGGAGGCCUCUGCUUAGGGAGGUUCGGAGACCUGUGUAGCUACAUGGCUCACCCUCCCUUCUGAACGGCCAAAGGGUGUUCAGUGUGCCUCAUAAUUUGCUCCAAAUUUAAGGAUUCAAAGCCGCCACCCCGGCCAAACUGAGGACUGGGAGUGGGAGCAAUGCUUUGCACCAAUCCAUGCUUGGCGUCUCUAUUUUACAAUCCACCCUCGAGGCCAUUAAGGGUAAGAAACAAGGGUGGAGCAGCUAUUUAUUUCUUCAGCUUCUGUCCUACCCUUCCUCCCAGCGCGUCGUGCACCGCAAAAUUAAAAACAAUGCAAUUCAAAAGAAAAUCAAUGUCAAAGCAAAAUUGUAAUUUAAAAACCAGCUCGAAACAUUUUAAAUGGUGCCGAACAUCGAAAGCUUGGAACAACGCAAAUUAAAGUGAAACGAAUCAAAACGAUGAAGGUCAUUUAAAAACUGACUCAAACCAUUUCAAAUGCUCUCGGAACAUAAAACUGUACAGUUGGAAGGGACCAUGAGGGUCCUGCAAUCCAGGAAUCUUUUGCCCAACAUGGGGCUUGAACCCACAAUCCUGAGAUUAAGUCUCAUGCUCUACUGACUGAGGUAUCCAGCAGAUAUCAUUUAACAUUCAAGUUGCUAAGUUCAAGGUCCCUAUGGCCAAUAUCAAUAAGCUAUCAGAUGCCUGAACGAACAGGAAUGCUUUUAAAUUUCUCCUAUAGCCAAUUAUUAUUAUGAAUAAUAAUAAUACAUUUAUAUCCCACUUUUCCUCCAAGGAGCUCGAGGUGCCAUGCACACUUCUGCCCGUUCCCACUUUUUCCUCACAGAAACCCUGUGAGGUGGUUUGGGUUAAGAGAUGGCAGCUGGCCCAAGGCCACCCAGUGAGCUUCAUGGCAGAGGGAAUGCACUUCACCCAGGGAAAGCCUUUCACAAAAUGGGGAGCCACCACCGAGGAGGCCCUGUCGUGGGUCGACGCCAGCCAGCCAGCAGCCGGGGCAACAGCAGGCCUCCCUUGCUGAGCAUAAGGCCCAAGUUGGUGGAUACAUCAUGUAGGUAUUUGGAUCCCAAGCCCUUUUGGGCUUUUUUAUUCUAGUUCUAACCACUGACAGGUAAAGAUGCAGCUAGGCCCAAAGGAGGGGUUGCAAGGACAGCCAUUGAACUGCAUAAGGAGAGCUAGCUGAAUGCAGGCAGGCACUCUCCUAUCUAGUCCUGCCUCCUGUUCUCAUAGUGCCCAGCCCAAUGCUCCCAUGCAAAGCCUGCAGCAGCAAUCUGCCCACCUGCGAUUCUCAGCAAUUUACUUCGUCAUACUGCCUCCAACUGUGGUGGCUAGUAGCCGUUGAUAGCUUUAUCCUCUGACCACAUUGCAGAUAUUAAUACUGUGCAGUUUGAAGUGUAAGAACUGAAUCCUUUUGGAAGGAAUCAUUCUGCAGACCCCAUAAAAAUAUUAUUCAAUAUUCAAUAUUCAAAAUAUUCAAACUUUUACACAGCAGGGGUUCAGAGUGCUCUUCUUGCUUCUCUAAAGUUUCAGUGGAAUCUCCCUGUAUUGAAACUUUUUCACCAGUACGCAGAGAUUCUCAUUUCAUUGUCAGUUAAACCAAUUAUACUUAACAGUCCAGGCCUCUUUUAAAGCCAUCCAAGUGGGAGGUCGCCACUGUUUCUUGCAGGGGUGAGUUCCAUAGCUGCAGCUCACACGAAGAAGGAUUGCAAAGCCUUGCAACCCCGACCAUAAGCCGACCCCCUGUAUUUUAAAGCCCCGAUGUUCAGCUGAUCAUCGUGGCUUCAAAGUGCAGCGCACAGCUCCCUGCAGUCCUUGUGGGCCAAAACUGGCCACCUGCCCAGCGUCAUGGCGACAUCAUCAGGCGAUGGGCAGCUGGGCAGCCCCACCCACCUGUGAAAACUCAGUCCCUGAAGGUAAAAUCCAAUCCACCCCCCAUUUACACACUGUGAUCUCAUGGGGUGAAGUAGGUGAGUCAUCCUCACUCCACCCUGAGUCUUUGGCACAGUGGAAAUGUACCCACCUUUUCGGGGUGGGUGGGGCAGAGCCAAUUUAUGUAACAUCUUAAUGAAAACAAAAGAUGAUAUCCAUCUGUGUGCUCCCCCCUGGCCAGCAGCAGUCUCUCUUAGGAGUAGGUGUGCUUGAGGCUUGCUAUGUGCCCACGUUAAUACGGAUUCCAUGACAACAGCUCGGAAGCGUCAUGGAGAAUAAAUGUCAGGCAGAUCCUCCCAAUCCCUUUUAGCCUGGGGCUGUCAAAAUAAGGCUCUAGGGAGUCCCAAUGCCCCCCAUAUUUGUCUUUUGGGGGGCAAGGGAGCUGCCCUCCCACCAGCUCCAUAACAGGGCCACAUUCUCUCUGGGCAACUUGCCAGGGGCCAUAGGCUGAGGUGGGCGGGGCCAGAGCCAAAGUGGGUGGGGCAAUGGAUGCAAAGGUCAUCUCUGCCUAGCAGGCUAGUCUCUGCCCAGCUGCACACACCCCUCAAGACAUUCCUCCAAGCUCAGUAUUGUCAACACUGGCUGGCAGCGGUUCCCCAGGGUUUCCAGGGGUCUUUCCAGCCCUGCCUGGAGGUGCCUUUGGGGACUGAACCCAGGACCUUCUGGUGCAAAGUGGCCUUCUCCCAAGAUAUAGAAACCCAGAAGGCAGCUGCCUUGUACCAAACCCCAGACCCUUGGCCCAUCUGGGCUCAGUUUUGAAUGUGUGGGUUCCACUGUCAUCUGGGGAGCAAACUUUCCACCAGGCUGCCUCAGUGGGAGAAAUUCAAAGCAGAAGGCUCAUUCCAUCAGGUUCGCCAGAACUCCAGCUCCAUCUGGAACCUCCUUGCCCCUAAACUGUGCCAUCUGGUCAGUUAACUGCUAGCACAUUUGCAAACUGCUAGCACAUUAAGCAGGGUACGGUAUGGUUUCAAAUUGGAUGGGGGACCACAUGUUGAGAUUCCUGCGUUGCAGCGGGCUGGACUAGAUGACCCUGUCGCUUUCCCCUUGGACGUCAUGUCAUGCUUCGUUUCGCAUUUUGAGAAUCCCAGCCUGCAAGUAGGGCACGUCUUGCUUUGAUGGUAUAUAAGCUGCUUGGGGAGCCUUUCUGACUCAAGAGUCCAGCACAAAUGGCCUAUACAAAUAAUAAUUGUCAACAUUGACUGGCGGCAGCUCUCCAGGAUUUCAGAAAGGGGGCCUCUCCUAGCCCUACCCGGAGAUGAUAGGGAUCGACCCUCAGAUUUUCUUCCUGCAAGGCAAACGCUCUCCCACUGAGCUGCAGCCUUUCUCCUUUCCCAUCCUGCAACAGGUCGGCAACACUGAGACUAUGAUCUCAAUGUCCUCAGUGGGCCCUCGUCCCCUCCAUCCCCGGCCGGCGUUAACUUGGUGCUUUAUCUCCUCUAAAAGGAUUUUACACGGCCAGUGAUCCUGUUAUUCCCCAGAAGCUAAUCUGGCUGCCAGGGCUUAGCAGCCGCUGCUGCCUCUCCUCCUAAUGGCCCAUCUCCCUGCUCUCUUCUGCCUUCGUUCUGUUUUGUGGCUGCGAUCCAUGUGCUCUGAGAGGCCUUCGUGGGAGCCAUUUUGUUGUCAUGGCAAUUCGAGCCAAGGGGGACCAGUAAUCUUAUCCACCUGUUUGCUCUCAGCGGAAGCUUUUUUAAAAUUUCUUUUUCUGGCAUUUGCAAGGAGAGGAAAGGCUGGAACAUCUGCCUGGAUCCCUCUGCUUCGCCUGAUCCACUGGAAGCCUUCUUAGGCCACAUUCACACCAUAUACUUAAAGCACCGUGAUGCCACUUUAAGCAGCCAAAAGCAUGAUGGGAGUUGUAGUUCAUUAAGGGUGCUGAGAGUUGUUAGGAGGCCCCUAUUCCCCUCACAGAGCUUCAAUUCCCAGACUGGCUUAUCAAUCAACCCCUCUUCCAAGGGAACUCUGGGAACCAGCUGAUGCUCAUUCGUAAUAUUUCAUUUCCAGAUGUUUGGAGGAUAUUUUGUUUCACAGCUGGAGGCAGCAGUGCUUCUGAAUACCAGUUGCUGGAAGCUGCAAGAGGGGAGAGGGAUCUAGUGCUUGAUUCCUGCUGGUGGGCUUUCCACAGGGAUCUGGUUGGCUACUGUGAGAACAGGAUGCUGGACUCGAUGGGUCACUGACCUGAUCCCUUAGGGCUCUUCUUAGGUUCUGAGCUCGCUGGACCAAUGACCCAGCUCUCAAUCCAAGGCUCAGGAAUCCUUUGCUCCUGCAUUCCUAACCCCAGCAUGGGAUCCAAAUGUCCACACUGUGGAUGAACCCUGAGCAAAUGCACACCUGGCUGCCCAGGAGCGUCUCAUCCUGUCUGCGAUGUUUUCAAAUGGCUGGUAAUCGCUUCACUGCAGCAGAUGGAGAGAGAGAGAGAGAAGAAAACUAGGUCAUUCUUCCUGCCCCCCCUUCCCUGCUGCUUCCGACACUUGACUCCGUCUAGGGCUGGGCUGCAUCCUGAGAUUCCGUGAGGAAGCCGCCAGGCUAGUGGCUGAGGAGGCCAUCCCCCUACAUCCAGGGCCAGCUGCAUGUUGAGUCCUGUGGUGCCCUGCACUUAGAGAGCUAGCAUGUCAGGGUAGGACAGGGCUCAUUCCCCCCUGGUGUUCCAUUAUGUGUGGGUUUGUGCAAGGAAUUUCAGCACACAAAUGUGUGUCAGGCAGGGAACAGGUGAAGGCAUGCCUUUGCAGGUGCUGAUGAUCAGCUGACCGUUGACACCUGCAAAGUGCUGGGCCUUCCUAGGUGCCUGGAGAGCUGCCCUACACAGAGUCAAGCCUAUGGGCCCGCCUAGCUCAGCAGAGUGUGCACACUGACUGGCAGCAGCUCUCCAGCCUUUCAGGUAGGAGUGGUUUCCCCAGCCCUACAUGGAGAAGCUGGGGGUUGGACCUGGGACCUUCGGCAGGCAGGCAGGCUGGGCAGGUACUCUAUCACUGAGCAACUCCCCCCCACAAACAUAGGAAGCUAACCUGUUAGGACGCUUGGCCCAGCUAGCUUAGUAUUGUCUGCUCUGACUGGCAGUAGCUCUCCAGGGUUUCAGACUGGGGGUGCCUCUAGCUCUACCUGGAGAUGCUGAAGAUUGGACCUGAGGCCUUCUACAUGCAAGACAGAUGCUCUACCCCUGAGCAAUGGGCCUUCCCAGACUUCUAACCAAUCACAGGGCCUGGUGCUCUUCGUGGGCUGGACAAAUCUGAGGCAGUUAACAAGGCUCAGUUGCAGCCUUAUGGCAAGAGGUUUGCAGGCCCAAUAAUAAUAAUAAUAAUAAUAAUAAUAAUAAUAAUAAUAAAUUUUAUUUAUACCCUGCCCUCCCUGGCCAGAGCCAGGCUCAAGGCGGCUAACACCAGUAAAAUUGCAGUAAAAACAUAAUAGGGGGGGAAAAACCCAAUUUAAAAUACAGGUUAAAAUGCAAUUUAAAAUGCAGCCUCAUUUUAAAAGUAGCCCAUAGAUCAAAACCAUAAGGGGAGGGAAACAUAAGGGUCAGACUGAGUCCAAACCAAAGGCCAGGCGGAACAGCUCUGUCCUGCAGGCCCUGCGGAAAGAUGUCAAGUCCUGCAGGGCCCUAGUCUCUUGUGACAGAGUGUUCCACCAAGUCGGGGCCAGUACUGAAAAGGCCCUGGCCCUAGUUGAGGCCAAUCUAACCACCUUGCGACCUGGACCUCCAAAAUGUUGUCAUUUGUGGACCUUAAGGUCCUCCGCGGGGCAUACCAGGAGAGGCGGUCCCGUAGGUACGUGGGUCCUAGGCUGCAUAGGGCUUUAAAGGUCAAAACCUUCUAGAACAUAAGGCCGUGACAUCUGCUCAUGCUAACUGAUCCUGGGAACCAGACCUUUGCUAUUUAAAUUGCACCCACUUCCCUAUCUACAUUUCGGAAAAUGACCCUCCUUUCUCUCAACAGCAUCCUGGGUGCCCGUCGUGUCCCCAGCACCUUCCACGCCCGCUUCUCGGCCCGGUCGAGGACGUACGUCUACCGGGUGGCGACCGGGUGCUCUCAUCAUUUGGAGCUGCCUGUCUUUGAGCGUAACCGCUGCUGGGCAACGUAUCGAGGGUGAGUUUGUGACACUGAGGGAUAUGUAGGUCAGGGUAAAGGGACCCCUGACCAUUAGGUCCAGUCGUGGCCGACUCUGGGGUUGCGGCGCUCAUCUCGCUUUACUGGCCAAGGGAGCCAGCGUUCAGCUUCCAGAUCAUGUGGCCAGCAUGACGAAGCCGCUUCUGGCGAACCAGAGCAGCGCACAGAAACGCCGUUUACCUUCCCGCCGGAGUGGGACCUAUUUAUCUACUUGCACUUUGACGUGCUUUCGAACUGCUAGGUUGGCAGGAGCAGGGACCGAGCAACGGGAGCUCACCCCGUUGCAGGGAUUCGAACUGUCGACCUUCCGAUCGGCAAGCCCUAGGCUCUGUGGUUUAACCCACAGCACCACCCGCGUCCCUGUAGGUCAGGGAGUUGGGUACAUAAAUGGCACUGGGUGCCUACUAUUUAUUGAGUUAUUUAUUUAAGGCUGAUUUAUAUACUGCAGAAUCAUUAGAGGAACAGAGGAAGCUGCCUUAUACAGAACCAGACCACUGGCCCAUUUAGCUCAGUGCUGUCUACACUGGUUGGCUGCUGCUUUUUAGCAUUUCUGGCAGAAGACUCUCCCAGCCCUGCCUGCAGAUGCCGGAGAUUGAACCUGGAGCAUUCUGCUUGCAAGGCAGAUGUUCAAACACUAAGCCAGUGCUUCUCAAACUUGGAUCCCCAGCUAUUGUUGGACUCCCAGCAUCCCCAGCUAGCAGGACCGGUGGUCAGGGAUGAUGGGAGUUGUAGUCCAACAACAAAUUUGAGAUGUUCUUCGACCUGGGGCCCUCUCAAUGUGUAGGACCACAACUCCCAUCAGCCCCAGCCGAGUGAUGGGAGUUGUGGUCCAACACAACCAGAGGACCCCCAGGCUGGCAUAAGGCUGGCCUAGAUCAGGGUUUGCCAAACUUGAGUUUCCAGCUGUUUCUCGACUACACUUCCCAUCAUCCCUGACCACUGGUCCUGCUAGCUAGGGGAUGAUGGGAGUUGUAGUCCAAAAACAGCUGGAGGCUCACAUUUGGGAAACCGUGGCCUAGAUGAUCUCGCCUUCUGUGAAGCAGCUUCCGACGUCCUUCCGCUGUUCUCAGAGUCUUUUCCCUGUCUCCCUUCAGCCAUCUGA